UCCUCUUAGGCUGUCCCCUCCGCCGGUACUCUACCGCUUUGCCCUUCUCUGGUCCGCAGGAGCUCUGGACCGGGAAGGGGGCAGGGCGGCAGGUUCCCACCGUCAGAGGGCUCCCCUCCUGGACCAGGGCUCCGCUUGCAUUUGCCCUAAAUCCUGGAACCCAAUGGCGCGGAUCUAACCAUAUGGCCAUCUUUUUUCAAGCCCUCCCCCACCCCUUCCCUUUUCUGUGCCUCUUCCCCGUCUGGUUAAAGCUGGCAUAAAUAGUUGGAUCUGGUCCACCCUCCACCCCGCCCGCCGCCUCUCCUCCCCGCCCACCACCCACCUCCCCUUCACUCCUUACACCAUCCACCCACCCUGAGGGAGCAGGGUAAAAGAUGCCCUGGGAGCGAAGGAAGCUGUCCCACCUUCAACCGAACUGAAGGAGGCACCAAGCUCGGAUCGCCCUAUGAGUGACAUCCUUUCCAGAAGAGGGGUGAGGGGCGAGGCGAAGGAAGAAAGCACGGAAUGCAGCAGGACCCAGACAGCGUUGGGCUCCCGGGGAUCGAACACUCUGUGCCCUUACUAUCCGAGAGGACCUCGUUUGCAAAUUAAACUAAUGCCGUCCUUGGAAACUUCCUUCUGAGAGCGAUCAAGGAAGGAACCCCAAAGCCGACGCGCCGAGUUCCCAACCACUGGGGUCUCCGAAGUGCUUGGUGCUCCCCCCCACCCUCAAUCGCUAUGCAGCGACCAUUUCUCCCUUCAUCUUAUCUACAGGACUCCAAGGUGGAAACACUUAAAAGGAUUACAAGCGUGGUUUGGUGACAUCUCUGAAAGUUGCUGGCUGGGGAAGGGAGAGCAAGAGAACAAGGAGAUGGCGUUAUGGAGACAAUUCAUCUUGAGGAGUUUGCAGCUCGCCUAGCCAAGCCACUCUGAGCUAACUCAACAUGGAUAGUUUGAUCAACACUGAGUGAUGAAACCUCCCAUGGCUGAAACUCUCCAGAAAGGAAGGAUGCUGUGGAUAAUUCUUUUAAGCACAAUUGCCCUAGGAUGGACUACACCCAUUCCCUUGAUAGAGGACUCAGAGGAAAUAGAUGAACCAUGCUUUGAUCCAUGUUACUGUGAAGUGAAAGAGAGUAUUUUCCAUAUCCAUUGUGACAGUAAAGGAUUUACAAAUAUCAGUCAAAUUACUGAGUUUUGGUCCCGACCUUUUAAACUCUAUCUGCAGAGGAAUUCCAUGAGGAAACUGUACACGAACAGUUUUGUUCAUUUAAACAAUGCUGUAUCUAUUAACCUUGGGAACAAUGCUUUGCAGGACAUUCAGACCGGGGCCUUCAGUGGCCUCAAGAUUUUAAAGAGGCUGUAUCUACAUGAGAACAAACUGGACAUCUUCAGAAAUGACACUUUCCUGGGUUUGGAAAGUCUAGAAUAUCUGCAGGCAGACUACAAUGUCAUCAAACGGAUCGAGAGCGGGGCCUUUCGGAACCUGAGCAAAUUGAGGGUCCUAAUCUUGAACGAUAACCUCAUCCCCAUGCUUCCUACCAAUUUAUUUAAGGCUGUCUCUUUGACUCAUUUGGACCUUAGGGGAAAUCGGUUAAAGGUCCUUUCUUAUCGGGGAAUGUUGGACCACAUUGGUAGGAGCUUGAUGGAGAUCCAGCUAGAGGAAAACCCCUGGAAUUGUACCUGUGAGAUUGUACAGUUAAAGAGUUGGCUUGAACGAAUACCCUACACGGCCCUGGUUGGAGAUAUCACAUGUGAGACCCCCUUCCACUUUCACGGUAAGGACCUGAGGGAAAUCAAGAAGACUGAACUCUGUCCCUUGCUGUCUGAUUCCGAGGUGGAAGCUAGUUUGGGAAUUCCCCAGUUGUCAUCCAGCAAGGAGAACGCAUGGCCUACUAAACCCUCCUCCAUGUUGUCCUCUGUCCAUUUCACUGCAUCUUCGGUGGAAUACAAGGCUUCCAACAAACAGCCCAAGCCCACCAAGCAACCUCGGACCCCCAAGCCACCUCCGACGUCCAGGGGCCUGUACCCUGGGCCAAACCAACCCCCUAUUGCUGCUUAUCAGACCAGACCCCCGAUUCCCAUCAUCUGCCCUACUGGGUGCAUCUGCAGCUUGCAUAUUAAUGAUCUGGGCCUGACAGUAAACUGCAAAGAGCGAGGCUUCAAUAACAUCUCUGAACUUCUCCCGAGGCCUCUGAAUGCCAAGAAACUGUAUCUCAGCAGUAACCUGAUUCAGAAGAUCUACCGCUCCGAUUUUUGGAAUUUCUCCUCUUUGGAUCUCUUGCACCUGGGGAACAAUCGAAUCUCUUACGUCCAGGACGGGGCCUUCAUCAACCUGCCCAACCUGAAGAGCCUCUUCCUGAACGGAAACGACAUCGAGCGGCUAACUCCCGGCAUGUUCCGAGGCCUCCAGAGCUUGCACUAUCUGUACUUCGAGUUCAACGUCAUUCGGGAGAUCCAGCCGGCAGCCUUCAGCCUCAUGCCCAACCUGAAACUGUUGUUUCUCAACAACAACCUGCUGAGGACGCUGCCCACCGACGCCUUCGCCGGCACCUCCUUGGCCCGGCUUAACCUGCGCAAGAACUACUUCCUCUACCUUCCCGUGGCCGGCGUUCUAGAGCACCUGAACGCCAUCGUGCAGAUCGACCUCAACGAGAACCCCUGGGACUGCACCUGUGACUUGGUGCCCCUCAAGCAGUGGAUCGAGACCAUCAGUUCGGUGAGCGUGGUGGGAGACGUGCUCUGCGGGAGUCCGGAGAACCUCACCCACCGCGACGUGCGCUCCGUGGAGCUGGAAACGCUGUGCCCGGAGAUGGUGCACCUGGCGCCCGCCGGGGCCUCGCCCGCCGUGCCCGGAGAGGUCCACUCCGCCGGGGGUCCCACCGGCGCCUCGCCCUACGAGUUCGCUCCCCCGGGCGGUCCCGUGCCCCUCUCCGUGCUGAUUCUCAGUCUGCUGGUCCUCUUCUUCUCGGCCGUCUUCAUCGCAGCCGGGCUCUUCGCCUUCGUGCUAAGGAGGCGUCGGAAGAAGCUGCCCUUCCGCAAACGCCAGGAGGGGGUGGACCUGACCGGGAUACAGAUGCAGUGCCACCGCCUUUUUGAGGACGGCGGAGGGGGUGGCGGCGGCGGCGGCGGCGGGGGAGGCGGGGGCGGCGGGGGGCGGCCCAGCCACCCCUCCCCGGAAAAAGCGCCGCCCGUGGGUCACGUCUACGACUACAUCCCCCACCCAGUGACCCAAAUGUGUAACAACCCCAUUUACAAGCCCCGGGAGGAGGAGGAGGCCUCCACCGUGGUGGCGGGCCCGGAGGCCGGGGGUCCCGAGAGGGGGGGUUCGGGGACGCAAGCCCCGGGGAUGGGGGAGCUCCUGGGCGGAGAGCAAUUCCCGGAGGCAGCCAAGGAGAAUAACAGUAACUACCGGACCUUGCUGGAGAAGGAGAAGGAGUGGACCCUGGCAGUGUCCAGCUCCCAACUCAACACCAUAGUGACCAUGAAUCACCCUCACCCCCACCCCCAUCCCCACCCCCACCACCCAGCUGGCAGUGGGGUGGCGGCGGUUGUGGGAGGCACUGGGGGGGACUUGGCUGGGUUUCGGCACCACGAAAAGAAUGGAGGGGUGGUGCUUUUUCCCCCAGGGGGAGGCUGUGGGCCUGGCAGCAUUCUGCUUGAUCGCGAGAGACCCCAGCCGACCCCCUGUACGGUGGGCUUCGUGGACUGUCUCUAUGGUACAGUGCCCAAGUUAAAGGAGCUGCACGUACAUCCUCCUGGCAUGCAAUAUCCAGACUUACAGCAGGACGCCAGACUCAAAGAAACCCUUCUGUUCUCGGCUGGAAAGGGCUUCACAGACCCCCAAACCCAAAAAAGCGAAUACCUCGAGUUAAGGGCCAAACUCCAAACCAAGCCGGAUUACCUCGAAGUCCUGGAGAAGACAACCUAUAGGUUCUAACGGAAAGAAUAAUAAUAAUAUAAUAAUAAUAAUAAAAUUUAAAAGGUUUAGCGCUUUUUUUUUCAAAAGGAAAAGAAAAAAAGAAAUAUAUCCUUUCCCCGAUUUCCACCCGGUUCUAAUGAGUCAGUCCUUUUUUUUUUUUUUUUCUUCCUCAGACCCUUGCCCCGUCCCCAACAAAACAAAAUCCGCAUGAUAACUAGAGAAUACAGAUGUAUGCUCUUAUCCUCCCAGAUGUGUUUUGGAGGACGGGCCAUACUCAGAUCAUUAAUCAAUGAAGUGCCUUCGCAGACUUUUGCCAGCAAAUGUUAUCAAUCAUUAUUUUUUUAUACUGAAACUUGAGACUUUUGACUGUGCCAUGUUAAAGGUAUAUUAUCUGGGAUCUUUGUAUUGAUCCUAAUUAAGUAAAAUUCUAUGUGCUUUUUUUUUUUAAGUAA
Messenger RNA from Antechinus flavipes (yellow-footed antechinus), 4350 nucleotides. RefSeq names its product SLIT and NTRK like family member 3 (gene SLITRK3). Gene Ontology annotation, biological process: positive regulation of synapse assembly; regulation of presynapse assembly; axonogenesis. Gene Ontology annotation, molecular function: protein binding. The coding region runs from base 950 to 3916 and encodes 988 amino acids. Gene Ontology annotation, cellular component: postsynaptic density membrane; GABA-ergic synapse. Lineage: Eukaryota; Metazoa; Chordata; Mammalia; Dasyuromorphia; Dasyuridae. The transcript is spliced from 2 exons. The record is from RefSeq and is a predicted model, not a curated record.